GGUGGACGUGGUGAACAGGCGCCUGGUGGUGGAGAAAAGUGGCUCGACGCCAUCUGAGAGUGGCUCCGAGGAUGGGCUGCGGCGCAUUGUCCACCUCUACACCACCUCUGACGACUACUGCCUGGGCUUCAACAUCCGCGGCGGCAGGGAGUUCGGCCUCGGCAUCUACGUCUCCAAGGUGGACCCUGGGGGGCUGGCGGAGCAGAAUGGCAUUCGGGUGGGAGACCAAGUCCUUGCAGCCAACGGAGUCAAGUUUGAAGACAUAAGCCAUAGCAAGGCAGUGGAGGUGCUCAAGGGGCAGACCCACAUCAUGCUAACCAUCAAGGAGACAGGCCGGUUCCCUGCCUACAAGGAGAUGGUGGCCGAGUACUGCUGGCUCAGUCGCUUGACCAAUGGGCAGCUGCAGCAGCUGUCUCAGACCUCAGAGACCAGCUCCUCCAUCUCCUCCUACUCCUCGGGGCCGGCACCAGGGGCAGUGAACGGGCUGGGGAUGGCUGCCUCAGGGACCGCCACCCGCACCGGGGACGGGCUGCCAGAGACACGGCGCACGGUGCGGCCCCCUGAGCUGCUGCGAGACACAGCCAUCCGGGGCCAGGGUGCCCGUGAGCCCCCUGGCACCCACCCACGCCGGACCUUCGCCCACUCGCCCAAGACGGCGCUGCUGCUGGCGCUGAGUCGGCCCCGGCAGCCCAUCACGCGCUCCCAGAGUGACCUCACCGUCGCUGAGGAGAAGCGGAAGAAGGAGAAGCCAGAGGGACAAGGGGCACGGGGGGCCCCCCCAGGGCUGCACCGCUCAAAGACCCUUGUCAACCUCUUCUUCAAGGGGGGCCGUGCCACCAGCCAGAGCUGGGCACCCCCCAGCCAGGAGCCCCCCACCGCCGACCGCCGGGCACGCUCCAAGUCCCCAGGGCGCCUCGAUGGGGACAGAGUAGGCGCUGUGCAGAAGUUUGUCAGCCGAAGCCUGAAGCGGGAGAAAAGCCAGCGUGCCAGCAUCCUGGGCCCCACGGGCAUCGCCGCCCUGCAGCCCAACGGCAGCGAUCCCGAGGCCCGGCUCCCGCACAUCCAGGACACCGCUGCACGUCUCCUCAGCCCCGACGAGGUGACAGCCGUGCUCCGACACUGCUCCAGG
Leptosomus discolor (cuckoo roller) is the source of this 1129-nucleotide messenger RNA. The record is from RefSeq and is a predicted model, not a curated record. NCBI's taxonomy places the organism in Eukaryota, Metazoa, Chordata, Aves, Leptosomiformes, Leptosomidae.